AUGCAAAUGUUCAACGCUGUCUACCUGCUCUUUUUCGUGCUCGUGGAUGGUUUUAAAAGUCCGUCCGCGCAAGAAAACAAACGUGCGGAUCCUUCUCAACUCCAACUGACCGACGACGAGAAUGCUCGGCUCCAGAAGACGUGCGGAGAGGAAAUCGUGCUGUCAGUCGGCUCUCGGAGGUUUCGAAAUGCUCUUAACUAUUCAGUGCCUCGUGGGAACUUCCUCCGUUUCUUCGAAAUGUUCGCUUCGUUAGUCCGAACGAAAUGGCUCGAACCGCCGGAAUAAUGCUGACCAAUCGGCAUGUUUUGGUGCAUGCGAAGAAGAUUUUGAGCAGGAUUAGCUGCAAUGAGACAGAUACGUGGGUGUCGAAUCGGCUGAUAAUAAACUCAAUUCAUCGGUGUUGCCCCUCGGUGCUUGCAGACUCAAGCCAACAUUUCUGAAAUUAGGCUUGAGUACGCAAACACCGAGGGGCAAGAGCGAUGAAUUGAGAGUAAGAGGCCGUGCCAAAACGGGAAAUUCACGAAAACCGAAAAGAAAAACUUUGUUUGGCCAAUUAUAUUUUUCAAAGUUUCUUUUGACGAUCUUUUUUAUUGCUCACUGUUUUUGACGUGUUCGUCAGUUUAAAAAACGCAAGCUCACUGUAAAUGCGCGUCAAGUAUGGCGCAUGCAAGAAUCCGCGAUUUUGGCUUUUUUCCGCGAUUUUCGUGAAUUCCCCCGUUUUGGCAUGGCUUCGAGAGUAAUAAUAAUAUUAUGAUCAUGAGUUUAGAAAAAGGUUCCGCCAUCAAUUGGACGUGUUUUUGCGGAACGGAUCGUUCGAGGUGGCCAAGGAUAUGUGCUAUCACGAAGCGCACACUUGCGAAUUCGUGAAGGCGCACAGAGUGAGUUCACAAGGUACUUUUUUUUUUGAAGUUUUUUCAUGGUUACAUCGAAAAGCGAUCGAAAUUUGGCAAAUUUGGCGAAAAAUCGGGCCACACAGUGAGAGAACGCUGUAAAGGGGGCGUGGGCUAAACUGAGACGCGUUUUCAGAAAACUUCCGCUAUUUUUAUGUCAAAUAUCGAUGAAAGAAGGAAUUUCAAGUUAAAAACAUUAAAAGUUCCGUAAAAACGCGGCGUUCGAGCUUUUGAACAUCAAAAAUGAUCGAGAAAUGGCUGAACCCCUCAAAUUUUCAUGUGGGUUUCAAAUUUCGAUUGUUUUUCAAUGAAAUCAAAUAGAAAUGAGUCCGCAAUGAGUUAAUUGUAAUGGAAACUCGCAGGCAGCAACAAGAAACUCGCAAAAAUGUCUAGGGAUCACUGCCAAAAUAGCAUUUUUUCGAAGUAUGGUUGCUCGUACGUGCUUUUUGUGUUAGUCUCUUUGUUAGUUUACAUCAUAAUGAACUCAUUUCCAAGAAAUCAAGUGAAAUUAAUCAGUUUUCUUCCGCAGGCACGCAUCCGAAGUCUCGGAACAGCCAAGGAGCGCGCCCUCCAAGCCUUUCUCCGUGCGCCAAAACUUCAGAUGCGUGCCGUCGGACGAAUGCUGAUUCAUUUCACUUGAUUAUUUUGGGAAUAAGUUCAUUGUGAUGUAAACUAACAAAGAGACACAAAAAGCACGUACGAGCGGCCAUUUUUCGAAAAAAAAACCGCUUUUUUUCCAGUGACGUUUCUUGUUGCUGUUAGUUUUGAUCAUAAUGAACACAUUCACUAUGACAAUGAAUAAGAUGAAUCAGUAUUUCUCCGGCGGCGCGCAUCUUGAGUUCCUAAAAAUAGCUCGGCGCCCAGGCCUAACUGGCGUGGUCUAGUAUUUCUUGUUCAGCCGGCGGACUCGGCGGAACCCGACUCGCGACCCCGGGCCAAAUAGACUAGAAUUUCCUCGUCACUCUCGCAAAGAAUCACCGUGCGUAAAUGAAAAAACAAAGUAUUGAGUCUAGUAGAGCGCGCUUGCUACAGCGGCGGGUAUUCAGAUGUGGGUGCAACAUGGAUGCAAAAGGGACGGGACUGCACGAGGAGCCAUCAUAUUCGAGCUGGAGAGGGAGAAUGCCACUAGCAUCAGGUCUCCGCUUUGCAUUCCAGGUGGGCGUCUUGCUAUUCGACUGAAAUGGAGGUACAAUUUCAGGAGAGGACGAUGUGAAAAGUAUGUUCGGCAAUGAUACGGUGAAACUCCGCGUAGAUGGUGGAAAUUUGCCAAAUACGCCAGGUGCGCACGAAUCGAGAGAUUAUUACUUUCGAGCGGCUGAUGUGAGUGUUUAUGAUUUGUACUCCCUCUGAUUGUCUCUUUUUCAGUACAAAAUAUGUGUAAAUGAGACACUGUGCACAUCGAAUCCAUCGCAAAGUGAAGGCGAUUUUGUUAUCGGCAAAUUGAGAGGACGCUAUAAUUUCCUUGGGUUUUCGCCGCUUGCGGGUUCAAAGGGAGAACCCUGGACGACUAUGACCGUGGGCUUAUCAUCGCUUCGAGGCCACAUUUGCAACUUCUCGGGAGUGUGUUACAAUUCGUCAGCUCUCGGGUCAGUGCCCACUGCGGCCUAACUUUCUAUAAAUUGAUUCAUUUGUAGAACUCGGCCGCCGUUCUUUACAACUAUUCCCACGACGACGACGACGAUGACGACGACGACGACGACGGCGAUGACAACUACCGAAGAGCCGCCGAAGCCGACGCGGAAGCUGAGACUUCCGUUUGAGUACGACGAGAAUGACUACAUGGAUUACGAGGACAAGUUGUUGGUGACCAAUGGAGCAGCAGCACGGAUUCUGAUGAUUUCAGUUCUCUCGAUUCUUAUAAAAAUGUUGUAAAAGAGUGUGAUUAACCACUGUUCUGUUUCGCAAGUUCGCAAGUUGCAACUUUUAUUGUAUACUUUUGAUUGAAAACGAAAAUGCAACAACUAGUGUUUCUCGGUGUGAUGAUCAUGUUGUCAAUCGAAUGCAAGGGACCACUGACAUGGAAGGAGAAUGAGGAACGGAUGAACAGGUGCAAUGGAGCACGGUUCGUUGCCAUCUAUUCGUUCAAUUUCAGCACAAACACCUCCUGGUUCUACAGCAUCAACAACAUGACGCCGAUGAUUGUUCUCUCGUCGCGUCACGUUGUGGUGGACGGUCUAGACACUGGGAUCUUCCAUGGAUACUAUGAUGAUACGGUCGCGUGCAGUGAUGAGUUCCGUCGGAACCUUCGGAACAUCCUAAUCUUCUAA
Molecule: messenger RNA, 3157 nt
Organism: Caenorhabditis sp. 36 PRJEB53466
Lineage: Eukaryota; Metazoa; Nematoda; Chromadorea; Rhabditida; Rhabditidae
Source: the annotation of a GenBank genome assembly